AUGAAUAACGAAGACAACAUUAUUAUUAAUAUAGAAGAUAAUCCUAAAAAUUGGUCAAUAUGGAGAAAACGUAUUAUACUUUUAGUGGUUUCUUUUGCUGCAAUGACUUCUCCAAUAUCUAGUUCUAUAUUGUACCCUACAUUAUUAAAAUUACGUACAGAAUUUAAUGCAUCUGAUAUAGAGGUUAACUCAUUAGUUUCAGCUUACGUGUAUAUUAUGGGAAUUGCACCACUUGGAUGGGCUGCAUACUCUGAUAGAUUUUCCUCAAGAACAAAUGUAUAUUUCACAUCUAUACCCAUAUUUAUACUGUCAAGUAUAUUGUGUGCCAUUUCACCAAAUCUCUGGUUGUUAUUGCUAGGUCGUGGCUUACAAUCAUUUGGAGCUUCUGCCAUGUUAUCAAUUGGAGCUGGUGUUAUUAGUGAUCUUUACAUUUCUACCGAACGUGGAACUGCAUACGGAUUUUUUUAUAUGGCUUAUUGGACUGGCCCAUUAAUUGGCCCAAUGAUAGGAGGCUACUUUACUGAAUAUACUAAUUGGAGAUGGAUUUUUUGGUUUCUAACAAUUUUGGGUGGAAUAAAUUUAUUACUUGUGAAAAUCUUUGUUCCUGAAACAUUUUUUUCUCACAAUCCUUCAAGAUCCACACCUGAAGUAAGACGUCGAUUUAAUCCACUCACGCCGCUUAAAUUGUUACGUUAUCCAGGUGGAACUUUGAUGAUAAUUUACAUUAGCAUUGUGUCAUCAAUAAUCCAACUUCAAUUUGUUAGUGUGCCUGUCAACUUCACCAUCAGAUAUCAUCUGACAUCAUCACAAGUCGGUUUGUUAUUCUUUGUGCCUGGUUUUGGAUUCAUGCUUGGCAGUUUUAUUGGUGGUAGAUAUUCAGAUUUUGUGAUGAAACAAGCAAGAAAGAAAAAUGGGAUUACUAAUCCAAAAUCAAGAAUUCAUAGUGCUUGGAUUAGUGCUGUAUUAGUACCAACUUCUUAUUUGAUUUAUGGUUGGUUGGUUGAAAAAGAAGUUCAUAUGGCUGGCCCAUUGAUUGCUUGGUUUUUUGCAUCAUUUGGUACCCAAGUAAUUUAUAACUCGAUGUCAACCUAUUUGGUUGAUGUUUUCACAGGUCAGAGUGCAUCAAUCAUAGCAUUGAACAAUUUUGUACGCAUGACAGCAGCUGGCACUUUAUCAAUUUCAUCAUCUCUAAUGGAAAAUCAAUUAGGAACCGGGUUGAUGUUUACUCUCUUGAGUGGAAUAUGUUUUGCCAGUAUUUCACUUUUAGUGUUGGUUUAUAUUAAAGCAAAAACUUGGCAAGAACAAUUUAAAUUUAGAGGAUUUACAAAUGCAAUUAGAGCAUUUGAGAUGGAAAUUAAAAAUGACAAAGGAUUUCAGGCAGAGAAAAUUGUCGAUGAAUUAUAUACAUAUGUGACAAGUAGUGAUAUAAAUGGAUUGAUGGAUACUUAA
Messenger RNA from Entrophospora sp. SA101, 1449 nucleotides. The record is from the annotation of a GenBank genome assembly. Lineage: Eukaryota; Fungi; Glomeromycota; Glomeromycetes; Entrophosporales; Entrophosporaceae.